Messenger RNA from Pseudophryne corroboree (corroboree frog), 1503 nucleotides. It is a transcript of the gene C2HXorf38, whose product is annotated as chromosome 2 CXorf38 homolog. The coding region runs from base 38 to 1132 and encodes 364 amino acids. The record is from RefSeq and is a predicted model, not a curated record. The transcript has 6 exons. NCBI's taxonomy places the organism in Eukaryota, Metazoa, Chordata, Amphibia, Anura, Myobatrachidae.
GACGUGAGCUAUGCAUAGUGCACACUGAGUACAUUGCAUGUCAGACUCCGUCUCGUCUACAGCCUUGGGAGGAGUCACCUCAGCAUUACCCCGGAAUCACUCCGCUGUUACAGUUUCAACUCCGCUUCUGCCUUUCUGUAUAUGUGUAUGUAUAUUGCGAAUCACACUGGACAUGGCGCUUGCGGGCUUAAUGAGAAGGUUGAACAACAAUGAGUACAAGAACUGGAUGAAAGCCGGCCAGUGCCUGUGUAUGCUGCAGGACCGGCUGCUGAAGUUCAUUGUCUCGGAGACGCAGAAGUUUCAUAGAGAGAUGGUCGGCAGUGUCUCAGCCCCAGCAAGACAGAGGAAUAAUAGAUGCAAGUGCAGAGCCAAAUGGAAGCAGUUUCAGCCUAAUUGUCCUGUGUGUGCAGAAUGGAAAGAAAUCAUUCUAUCUCAUCACAAGAACAGAGAUGGAGAUAUACACUGGGGAAACUGUCAUCCAUCAUUGUGGCCUACACAUUACUGGGAGGUUGCAAAGGUUUAUUUGCCACGUGGGCAUCUAGACAAAGCACCCAAUGAGUGUGAUGCAGCGGCCUUCCUCAAUCUGCUAAAUACGUGUGAUCAUUUCAAAGUAUCAGACAUAUCAAGGGUUCGAGAGAUGAUAAAGUGUAGGAAUGACUUGAUGCACAACUCUGCCAUGAAGGUCUCCUCUUCCUGGCUGGCAGACUUUGGACACAAGAUGCAUGAAUUCGUUUCUGAGUUUAAACACAUACCCGGCCUUGCACAAGAAGGUCAGACAAUGCAAGAGGUACUAAUGUCGGAUUGGAAUGUUGAAGAUAUAGGUUUAUAUGAAGUUGAUGGACAAUAUGCUUCCUGUGAAAUCGGUGAAGAAGUUACUCAACUUGCAAAGUACAUGGGCACCCUCAGAUUUCCCGCAGACAUAGUAGAAAUAAACCUUAUUCGGCAGCUGCUUCAAGAAUUGUAUCUACAGAUAGAAGAACACAGCACACUGUCUAAUGAGGACCAGGAUAAUUUUAGAAAAGUGAAGGACUUCUUAGCAGAAAAUUAUGAUCUUCAGUGUAUUUUUGAAGAAGACAUCCAGAAACUGGAACACUUGCAGAAGGAUAAUGAUAAACUCAGUACACAAGGUUGAUGUUUUUCUUUUUCAUUAAUAUCAAUCAACCGGAGAAUAAUGAGGAAAAAUUAGAGUCUUGUGUAUUAUUUUUCAUGUUCAUUAUGAGAUUACUUACUGUAGUGUUGAAAUGGUUUUGUACAUGCACAAUGAUUUACUGAACACCAUAUACACGAGGUUAACAGGUAUUGUAUGCAAGGGAUACAUAUUAUGGGGUCCAUUUAUCAACGAGUUUUAUCAAACGCAACGUGUUUUAAAACUUAACACAAACGAAAACAGGUGCGCUGAUUUGGGUGGAGUUCAGGUUUAGUUAGUUUUUCAUAGGUUUGUCAGUGUGUGCUGCUGCUUCCCCCUAAUGAGGCAAUUGCCAACCUCAAUAUAGUGAACUGCAG